AUGACCACUUCAGAGCCGUACUCAAUCACCACCCUCGAAUCACGCACGGAGAUGAGACCUGAUGGUCAGGUCAUCACAACAACCCUGACCCUCACCUUACCUGGACCGGGGCCGCCUGUCGGAUCGGCCGUCGCUCCCCCGCCAGAGACGGCUGACCCAAACACGCACGUCGUGGAUGUCUUCGCGAACAGCGACUCUUCUUUCCGUCCAAGCCAAGUCAACGCGGUCAUAGGUGACGUUGUUCGAUUCAACUUCGAACAGGGGAAUCAGACAAUCACACAGUCUUCACUUGACAUGCCUUGUACUGCCUCGGGCCAGGCAAGCUCUGCAACGAACGAAUUCAGCCCGCUCAAUGUCACUGGUGCUCUAAGUGUGGACUUUAGAGUAGAGCAGACAUCGCCUCUUUGGUUUUACAGUCGUUCCACGAACGCCGCGCGGCAUUGCAGUGCUGAAACGGUCUUUGCUAUCAAUCCUGGGGACGCUUUUGGAACAUUCACCCAGAAUGCCGACCUGCAGGGCCAUCUCCGCGCUCGGAGACAAGCAGCGACCCGUCGAGGCGACAAGCCGUACUUGGGUCGGUCUAGCGGUAACGGACCUGGCGUCGGGCAUUGA
Molecule: messenger RNA, 612 nt
Organism: Colletotrichum aenigma
Lineage: Eukaryota; Fungi; Ascomycota; Sordariomycetes; Glomerellales; Glomerellaceae
Product: putative GPI-anchored cupredoxin
Exons: 2
Coding region: 1-612 (203 amino acids)
Source: RefSeq, a predicted model, not a curated record